Rhagoletis pomonella (apple maggot) is the source of this 1031-nucleotide messenger RNA. RefSeq lists its product as uncharacterized. The annotation marks the transcript as partial. The transcript has a single exon. Lineage: Eukaryota; Metazoa; Arthropoda; Insecta; Diptera; Tephritidae. The record is from RefSeq and is a predicted model, not a curated record.
AUGGGAAAAUCGCGUACCGCUCCGACGAAGCUCAUGUCGAUCCCGCGCCUAGAACUGCAGUCAGCUGUCCUGGGCACCCGUCUGUUCAAAUUAAUCCAAGAAUCCCACGAGUUCACGAUCGAGCGGGCGGUAUUCUGGAGCGACUCGCAAACCGUUUUGCAGUGGAUACAUUCAUCGCAGAGGAAAUACAAGGCGUUUGUUGGCCAUCGCAUAUCCGAAAUACUUACCUCCACUGCCCCGGAACAAUGGCGAUGGGUGCCAACUGGGGAAAAUGCUGCAGACGCUGCAACGCGCCCAUCAUGUCCACCGAAAUUCGACACCAAUAACCGUUGGGUAAAGGGUCCCGACUUCUUAAAGUACCACGAGCAGUAUUGGCCUUCCCUAACACUACAACCGGAAUGUGUCCUACCAGAAGAAAUUAAGACCGAAGCGAUACUACUGGUGCAGCCACGCAACUCGGUCAUAGACUUCUCAAGAUUUGGUUCGUUUCUGAAGCUGCGACGUACUACAGCUUGGGUGAUGCGUGCAGUGAACCUGUUCCGAAAGCAGCCAAGAAGCGAAGUUAAUUCAUCAACGAGCCUGAACGUGACAGAAAUCGAAGCUGCCGAAAACAUGAUUUGCAAAUUAGUCCAGCUGGAGUGCUACGCGAAUGAGAUAUCCGACUUGGCAGCGGCGCGCAAACUUAGUAAGCGAAGCUCUUUAUACAAGCUGUCACCGUAUGUUGAUGAAAUUGGUGUACUACGACUGACCGGCCGCAUCGAUGAGGCGGCAUACCUACCAUACCAAGCGCGACGACCGAUUUUGCUACCACCAGAACACGGAGUGUCAGCCUUAGUUGUCAAAGAAGUCCAUGAGAGGAACCACCAUCAGAAUCUCGCAGUAACUAUCUACGCCAUCAGACAAAGGUACUGGAUUCCCAAUUUGAAGGCGUUACUUAAGCGAGUACGCCAAAAGUGCCCCAUAUGCAUGGUUGACAGAGCAAAACCACAGCCACCGAUGAUGGGUCAACUACCGAUUGACCGUGUGACCCC